This is a messenger RNA of Debaryomyces fabryi, 1311 nucleotides long. RefSeq names its product Nrm1p (gene NRM1). Lineage: Eukaryota; Fungi; Ascomycota; Pichiomycetes; Serinales; Debaryomycetaceae. Bases 1 to 1311 code for a protein of 436 amino acids. The transcript has a single exon. The record is from RefSeq and is a predicted model, not a curated record.
AUGUCGUCACUCACUGCGUCAUCAUCCCAAAGCUCCAACAGAAUUGCAUUAGCACCAAUUAGAGACUCACGUCUAAACAUCAAUUCUCCAUUGAGCCUGAAGAACAAGCGGUCGUACACUUCUUCAUUAGUUGACGCUGUGGGACCUUCGACUCCUUCUGACUCGGUAAAGAGACAGAAGUUGAUGUCAGCACAGUCACAAACAUUACGUGCUACCAAAAGUGUCAGUUUCUCUGACUUCAGAUUUGGAUCAACACCACCAAAGUCUACCGGUUUAUCAUGCAAGCCUUUAGUUACUAACAGCACAAAUGCCACUGCCGGUCUUGCUGCCACCAAGUUGAAACUCAAACUACAAUUAGCAUUUUAUAAACUCCAACAUAAAAAAAACAGCAUUAAUAACAAUAAUAAAUCUAGUAACGAAUACAUAGAUGCUACCAAAAGUCACACUCAAACUAAUACGUCGUUCGACUCUUCCGAUUUAUUUAUCAAAUCCACUAUUUCUCCUGUUGAUAGAACUUCACAUUUGCCUACUCCACCUAAGCUGGUGGGAUAUUCUUCUUCAGCAAACAUGAACUUGCAAACCAAAACAAAAAUUACUCAGAAUCCUUCUAAUCAUGCAAAGAGAUCCUCUUAUAAAUAUCUGACAAAAAAGCCUUCUCUUUCGGCAAUUGCAUACGACAAGAAUGUUAGCAACUUCAAAAACACUCAGAACUUGCGGUUGUUUUCUGUCAAAAGGGGUUCCCAGUAUUACCACGAGGUAUCAAAAGUACCUUUGGUUCCAAAAGAUGUUACCAAAUCAAACAAAACAGAAGCGGUUAGAGCUAAUUCAGAAAUCAUACCACGUACUGCGGUCGCUUCCGAUGGUUCGAUGAUCAGAUUGCCAAAACCUCUUAUGUGCAAGGUUGACAUGGAGAGCUCUAACUUGAGAUCCCUGUCUAACCCUGUGACUUUAAAAUCAAUGUCGUUGCCUCCAAUUAAUAAAAUAUUGAAAACUCCGAUGAAAAAUACUUCAUCAACUAGAAAUUUAGUCAAUAACUACUUACAAAGCCAGAACCACCAGUCCCGCGCACUGACCCAUUCUAAACAAGAAGAUGUUAACCAAACUAUCCUCAACACCGAUGAAACUAUCGACGAAGAUGAUGAUGGGCCAUUGAGAGAGUCUACAUGUAAUUCGAUCAAAGUGUCCAAAAAAGAUAAUAAUAAUAUCUUGAGCUCUUCUCCUAUUAGAAAUUCCCAAAAUACGUUUGGAACCCCAAAUUCGUUCAGUGUUGCGAAAUCCUUAUUACAAUUAGGUUCUGGUUUCUACAAUUAA